CCCUCCUGCCGGGGUCUCCUACAGGCAACAUGGCAGCUUCCUGCGUGUCCUGCGGUGGGACGCUUUCCUACCGCCUCUUUCUCGUGGGUAGGGUUAGCCUCGCCCGGAGGCAAGGACUUUGGCAAACCGCGGCGGCCGGUUUACAGACAGGUGCCGGAUCCCAGAUAUUAAGGUUAAUACAUACCACAGUUGUAACGACAAAGAAAAGUGUUCCAGCCUCAAGACGUGAAACAUACACAGAGGAUUUUAUUAAAAAGCAGAUUGAAGAGUUCAACAUAGGAAAGAGACACUUGGCCAACAUGAUGGGAGAAGAUCCAGAAACUUUUACCCAAGAGGAUAUUGACAGAGCUAUUGUCUACCUAUUUCCAAGUGGUUUGUUUGAGAAGCGAGCCAGGCCAAUAAUGAAGCAUCCUGAACAGAUUUUUCCAAAGCAAAGAGCAAUCCAAUGGGGAGAAGAUGGUCGUCCAUUUCAUUUUCUCUUCUAUACUGGCAAACAGUCAUAUUAUUCAUUAAUGCAUGAAGUAUACGGAAAGCUACUCCAGAUAGAAAAACGUCAAAAUCAGUUGCGAGCCAAAGAUCUGCUUCCAGAAAAAAAGGAAACGAAAGAUCUGAUUGGCAGCAGAUGGCUGAUUAAGGAGGAACUAGAAGAAAUGUUAGUGGAAAAACUGUCAGAUCAAGAUUAUAUGCAGUUCAUUCGGCUGCUAGAAAAGUUAUUGACAUUGCAGUGUGAUCCUGCUGAAGAAGAAUUUGUGCAGAAGUUUCGCAGAAGUGUAGCUAUUCAAUCAAAAAAACAGCUGAUUGAACCUGUGCAGUAUGACGAGCAAGGAAGGGCCUUCAGCACAAGUGAAGGUAAAAGAAAGACUGCAAAAGCAGAAGCACUUGUUUAUGAACAUGGAAGUGGAAGAAUAACAGUGAAUGGAGCCGAUUACCUGCUGUACUUUCCAAUCACACAGGACAGAGAACAGUUGAUGUUCCCUUUUCACUUCCUUGACCGCCUUGGAAAACACGACGUGACCUGCACAGUCUCAGGGGGCGGGAGGUCAGCACAGGCAGGAGCAAUACGCUUGGCAAUGGCAAAAGCCCUGUGCAGCUUCGUCACCGAGGAUGAGGUCGAGUGGAUGAGACAAGCUGGACUACUUACUACAGAUCCACGUGUCAGAGAGCGGAAGAAGCCAGGCCAAGAGGGAGCCCGCAGGAAGUUUACCUGGAAGAAGCGCUGAAGGCUGGGGAAGGGGCGGGAGGGCCUGGUGUGGGGGGAACAGGCUCGGUCCGCAUCUGCCAGCCAACGUGAGGGCAGCACUGGCAGAGAUUUGAGUUGUGAGAUGAUUUUUUUUUAAAAGGCUGCUUUGAAAAGUUUACGAUUAAUAAAUAAGUUGUAAA
Molecule: messenger RNA, 1380 nt
Organism: Marmota flaviventris (yellow-bellied marmot)
Lineage: Eukaryota; Metazoa; Chordata; Mammalia; Rodentia; Sciuridae
Gene: Mrps9
Product: mitochondrial ribosomal protein S9
Biological process (GO): translation
Cellular component (GO): mitochondrial small ribosomal subunit; ribosome
Molecular function (GO): RNA binding; structural constituent of ribosome
Source: RefSeq, a predicted model, not a curated record